Clavispora lusitaniae ATCC 42720 is the source of this 714-nucleotide messenger RNA. Lineage: Eukaryota; Fungi; Ascomycota; Pichiomycetes; Serinales; Metschnikowiaceae. The record is from RefSeq and is a predicted model, not a curated record.
AUGAAUGCUUUGAUGUGGGGUCAGCCUCUCCCAGGAGACCUUCGCUCCCACAUCAAAUGGUUUGAAAUGCUGUAUUAUGCUAGGGUAUCUGUGCGAGCUGGGUGCGGGCUCAGGGUGCGGCGCUCCAAUUCUUUGAGCGUGCGCCACUUUUCCUUGUCGUACUCCCCCACAACCGACGUGGGGAAACUGCUCACGCGCGAGCGGUCCAGGGCGCCUGCAGUUUCCGCAUCCCAAUUGUCUUCGAAAGCCGGGAGCAACUGCGGUUCUGGCGGCGGCGCCAACAUGAACGUGGGAGGCGGGUCACGGGCCAAGAAAGACUUGGGCUCCGUGAGAAGUGCCUUUAGCGCUUUGCGCGGAGAUCCAGAACGGGACGAUUUGGCCGACGCUAAAGAAACCAGGAACGACGCGAGCGACGCAGAGUGCCGGUGGCGCCGUGCCAGCAGCGCAGAGGCCGAGUGUUUGUGCGAACGCUGCGGCAGCGCCAGCAGCAGACGGAACAUGCCAAAAACCUUUUUGAGUGGCGACGUUGAAGCCGCACAAGGGGUUCCUGGAGGAGUGGAGGGCGGCGGGGUUUCGGGCGACUCACGCGGCGUUAGCGGCGGCGGCGAGUCUUGGCGGUACGUGUGGAGAGACGGCGCCGCAGACAAGCGGGGCGAGGGCGACUUGAGUGACGCAUGCGAUGCACGCGAAGAUGGCACGACGGGCUGCGAGUAA